AUGGCAAGCGCUUGUGCAAGUGGAGUUGAUAACACCGACAACUCUCUUGUGACACUUGAUCCUGUUGAUACGCAACCCACUGAGACUGCUGUCAUGUGUAAAGAAACUUGUCUGGUCCAUUCUGAAGAUUACAAGGAUCCACAGCAAGUAAAUUUAAAUAUAGCUGCAACCACGGGAAUCAUUGCUUGCGGCAUUGGAUACUCUACAUUUGAGGAAUUAUGUUCUUCCAUGAAUAUACCAUCAUUUUCUUCAAAAUAUUAUUUGAAAUUGCAAAAUGAUGUUUAUGCAAAAUGGGAGAAAACUGCUAGUGAGUCUUUGGCGGCUGCUGCAGCAAAAGAAAAAGAAAUAGCGCUCGCAGAAGGAAGAACAAAGAACGCUAAAUUUAUUGGGGGGAAAAGAACAAAUUUUGCAUUAAAAGGAGGUUACCAGGGCCGUUGUCACGCUGCAGCAGUCUCAUUCAACUCAAGAGCUGCUCUUUCCGCCAUUCAAAAAGCUUUUACCGAGAAAAACCCCGGUGGAAAAGUGGAGGAAGUAGAGAAGAAAAAAGCUCUUAAAAGAAAAUAUAACGUUGAGCAUCCCACAAGAAAAAAGGAAAUUAAGAGAGACACAAAAACAAAA
Messenger RNA from Brenthis ino (lesser marbled fritillary), 618 nucleotides. The record is from the annotation of a GenBank genome assembly. Lineage: Eukaryota; Metazoa; Arthropoda; Insecta; Lepidoptera; Nymphalidae.